AAGUAAACACGGCAUAUAUAGACCAAGAAAAUAACAGCCGUGUUCUGUCAAACUCCGCAGAAGUCUUUAGCAGUAAGCACGGACAAUAAUAAAUAAAAUGGCCGGUGACGAAAUUGAUUUGUCUAACAGGGAUCCUAAUGGACUCAAUUCUCAUCUGGGGACUCUUCAUUUCAAUGAUGUCCUAGGAGAGCCUGACGGUACCCACAGUAUUGACUGCGUGUGGAAAAUGUCCCACGCCUGCUUCAAUCUGUGGAAAGGACUGUGCUACAAGAUCCUCACUCUGUGCUUUGGGUGCUGUAUCGCUGCUGAAUGGGGCUGCGAGUUCGCCAUCAUUGCCUUCUACCACGUCUGGUUUAUUACUCCUUGUCUGAAGAUUUUCGAAAUCAACUGCGGUCUUUGCCAACGAAUCUACACCAAUUGCGCAAAUUGCUGUGUCGUACCCUGUUGUGAAGCCUUCGGAGGAAUGUUCCAUCAUUUCAAAAAAUAAUACAUCCUUCUUUUAUAUUUCCACGAUGAACGUUUAUGCAAAGAUUCAAUUUUCAGCUGCUUUUAACUUUUAACCUUUGAACUUUUUGAAAGACACAUAUAUUAAAUGUGUCCUUGAUUUUUUCUUCAUUAAUUAGCUAUCAGUAACAACGUUUUCUUAUAACAUGAUUACCUACAUCUCUUUUUUAGAAACUACAUGCAUUCUUAAAGCAUAUUUAGAUAUAUAUCAACAUUCAACAUAUUUUUUCCCAUUUUGUUUCAAUAUCAACUUUGCAAUGCGAUUUAUAUUAUUAUUUUACAGACGUAACUUAUUUAUUAAAUUGUUUUACUAUGA
Molecule: messenger RNA, 820 nt
Organism: Magallana angulata
Lineage: Eukaryota; Metazoa; Mollusca; Bivalvia; Ostreida; Ostreidae
Product: caveolin-1-like
Exons: 2
Coding region: 98-487 (129 amino acids)
Biological process (GO): caveola assembly
Cellular component (GO): caveola
Molecular function (GO): molecular adaptor activity
Source: RefSeq, a predicted model, not a curated record